Messenger RNA from Entrophospora sp. SA101, 2426 nucleotides. The record is from the annotation of a GenBank genome assembly. Lineage: Eukaryota; Fungi; Glomeromycota; Glomeromycetes; Entrophosporales; Entrophosporaceae.
AUGGAAAAUAGCAAUUUACAAAACUUGGCUUCUGUAGAUCACAGAAUUAAAUAUCUACUAGAAGCUCUAAAAAAAGAACCCAAUGGGUUACAAAAACAUGAAGAAAGUGAAUUGUUUUUAUUAUUAUCACAAGUACGAGGAAUUGGAUCCAAGUGGUCAAAUCCUGAUAAGAUCGGUCAAGCAGAACUCUAUGAAGCCAUUAAUAGCGUCUUUAAUUCACUUAAAAAUUAUACAGAACACAGUGGACCUUUCCUUAAGAAAGUGAAUGCAAAAGAAGUCCCUGACUAUUAUCAAAUCAUCACCAAUCCUAUGGAUCUCAGUAUAAUAUCGAAAAGAAUAAAAAAUACACAUUAUAAUUCAAAGAAGGAAUUCUCUGAUGAUCUCUAUCUCAUCUAUUCAAAUUGUCUUUUGUACAAUACAAAUCCUGAUAAUGAGUAUCGAAAACAUGCGAUAGCAAUGAGAGAAAAAACAGAUGCAUUACUACAAUCAGUUCCAGACAUUACAAUCUUAAGUCGUGAGGAGUUCAUUUCACAGUUAAAAAAAGAAACAGAACAAAAAUCCAAAUCUGUUAACGGAAUUGAAGGUGCUCAGGCUAUUGAACUUUAUGAUGAUAACUCUGAUUCAGACUCAGGCUGUGAAGUAGAUGAAUGGGAUAUAAGGUUAAGACAAGAGUUCAAAGUACCUUUUCUAUCUCCAUUACCUUUAUUAUGGGAUCCUGAAAUCAAUAAUCCAAAUAGGAACAAGCUUUCAGAUCCAGAUUAUGAUCCAACUGAAAAUGCACCAACAAUUGAUGAAUAUCCUGAAGCACAAAUUCCAAAAACUGGAACUGCACCUAUAAUCGAUCAGAAUAUUGAAUUAUUGAAACAAUGUCACCCAAAGGAUUUACCACCAUUAGAAAUGAAUUAUGAAACGAGUUCGGCUGUGAUGAAGUGCUGUGUAGCAAAGUUAUUACAACAUUCUGGUUUUGAAUCAUCAAUGAACACACCACUUCACAUUUUAACAGAAAUUGCUGGUGAUUAUUUAAUGAACAUUGGUAGAACAUUUAGGAAAUAUCUUGAUGACUAUGAUAAAAAAAUGAAACCAGAAGAGAUAGUUGAGCAUGUUCUUUAUGAAAAUGGAAUAGGGUCAUUAAAUGAUAUUGAGUCUUACCUUCGAGAUGAUAUAUGUAGAUAUGGUACAAAGCUAAAGGAUUUAAGAAGAAGAUUGGAUACUGCUUUUAAUGAACAAAUUAUAAAUCCAGAUGGUAGUGGUGGCGGUGCCAACAAUUCAGAAAAGAUCAUCGAUGAAACACUAUUGGAAAAUGAAGAUGUAUUUGUAACUGGUAAUAUUGUUGAAGAGGUGGAUGAAGAUUUCUUUAGAUUUAAGGAACUCGGAUUGGGACCAUUAUCGGUUCCAAUGAAAUUAUUUCAUGGAACUAAUAAAACCAAAUACCCAGUUAAGAAAGUUGAUAAUUCACUAGAAAACAAAUAUUCACCACCGCCACCAUGGAAACCGAUUACAGAUUCAAGUAGUCGAAUUGGGUUAUUACAAGAAUUCUUCCAACUCAAAACUGAACAACACAAUGGACAAUUAAUUGAGGAUGAACAGUUGCCACCAAAACAAAAAUUCCAAAGGCCCAAAGUUCCGCCAACUGGUAAGAUACCACCUCAACCACGUCGACAACCACAAAAAUCAGUUGCUGAAUUGGCUGCAGCAUUAGCAGAGAAAAAAAGAAAAAGAGAGAAAGAGUUGGAGUUGUUAGAACAAAAAGAACGACAGAAAAAACUAAAACUUCAAGAGAAAGCAAAGAAGCAAGCAGAAAAGGAGGAACAAAAGAAACAAAAACAAUUGGAAAGGGAACAGGCCAAAAAGGCAGAGUUGGAGAGAAAGGCUGAGCUUGAAGUACAAAAAAGGGAGAAGAGACAAGCUGAACAAAAAAAGAAAAAACUGCGAAUUGAUGAAGUGGUGUGUGAUAGUAAUCUUUGUGCAAGUGCAAUUUCUCAAGAUGGCGAAUGGAUUGCAGUUUCUGAUAUAACACGUGUGAAGUUAUUUAGAGUUGUUGAUGAUAACAUGAAUGAUUCAGGAGGACUGGUUGUUCGUAAAAUAAAUUUUCCAAAAAUUGAUCAAGAAUAUAUUGGAGCUCAUCACCUUUUAUUUACUCCUGAUAAUAGAAAAUUGAUAGUGGUAUUGAAUGACUGCCGGAUAAUUAUUUUUGGAUUAGAUAUUUCAAGACGUAAUAACAAAAUAGAAAUCUUAACACAAUUUAAGCAAAUUCAAAACGAGCAAGAAAAAGGUUCGAUAACUUCAAUUGCUAUUAGUAAUGAUAGUUUAUGGUUGGCAUGUGGCGAUGAGUUGAAUAGAAUACGAAUUUUUAAUUUGGAAAAACUAAAAUAUCAUUCAACACUUCCAAUAUUUUCAUCAAAACAUGCGUCUUUAACUUUUGAUCC